Messenger RNA from Xiphophorus couchianus (Monterrey platyfish), 6083 nucleotides. It is a transcript of the gene ecpas, whose product is annotated as Ecm29 proteasome adaptor and scaffold. The coding region runs from base 1 to 5541 and encodes 1846 amino acids. The transcript has 49 exons. Gene Ontology annotation, biological process: ERAD pathway; proteasome assembly. Gene Ontology annotation, molecular function: molecular adaptor activity. Lineage: Eukaryota; Metazoa; Chordata; Actinopteri; Cyprinodontiformes; Poeciliidae. Gene Ontology annotation, cellular component: cytoplasm; nucleus. The record is from RefSeq and is a predicted model, not a curated record.
AUGGCUGCCCAGGAUGAACUCAAUCAACUGGAACGCGUGUUCCUUCGCCUGGGCCAUGCAGAAACUGAUGACCAGCUUCAGGACAUCAUCUCCAAGUUUCUGCCACCUGUUCUUCUCAAACUCUCCAGUGUUCAGGAGGGGGUGCGAAAGAAGGUGAUGGAGUUGUUGGUUCACCUCAACAAGAGGAUUAAAAGCCGACCAAAGAUCCAGCUACCAGUGGAGACACUGCUGGUGCAGUACCAGGACCCUGCAGCUGCUUCUUUUGUUACAAAUUUCACCAUCAUCUAUAUUAAAAUGGGCUACCCUCGUCUAGAGGUGGCAAAACAAUGUGAGCUGGCCCCGACUCUCAUCACUGCCAUGGAAGGCAAACCACAGCCACAACAGGACAGCCUGAUGCACCUUCUGAUUCCCACUCUAUACCACAUGAAGUAUCCUGCAGACUCGUCCAAAGGCGUGUCUCCAUUCAAUUUAAUUGAAAGGCCAAAGAUGAUGCACCUUCUACUGGAGUUCAUGCUGGAUGUUUUGCUCAUGCCUUAUGGGUUUGUGCUGAAUGAGUCUCCCACUCGGCCUGCACCAUCCUCUUCCCAGGGAGGUUCCUCGGACGGGGCGGUCACUGGGAGCGGGCAGGGUCUUCCCCAGCCUCCCCCAGGGAUGAGUGUCUAUGCUGCAAAGAGGGUUAUUGGAGAAGCCCAGUGGAACGCCGAGCAGCUAGAGCAGUGUAAGCUGGGCAUAGUGAAGUUCAUUGAGGCCAAGCAGGUGCCAGAGGUGGAGACAGUGAUCCACUUGGCGGUGGCUUCAAGCGACACGAGACACAGUGUGGCUACUGCAGCUGAUCUGGAGCUGAGGAGCAAACAGAGCAUCAUUGACUGGAACAAUCCUCUAAUUAUCAACAAGAUGUUCAAGGUGUAUCUGGGAGAUGUCCCUCUUAAAACAAAGGGUGGAAAUGUCAAACAAGAGCUGAAACACGAUCCAGUGAGCACUAGAGUCAAACUAAAAAUCCUGCCACAUCUUCUACGCUCCCGGCUGGCAGCAGAGUGCUUCCCAGCAAACAUCCAGGUUGUUUAUGAUGGCUUGUUUGGGGCCAACACCAACAACAAACUGCUGUCUCUCACCUUACAGUUUGUCCAUCACAUCUGCAUGGUAUGCCCCAACACCAACAAGCCUUUAGGACUAAUGCUGCUCAAUGGUCUGACCAAACUUAUCAACGAAUAUAAGGAGGAUCCUAAGUUAUUAUGUGUUGCCUACUCUGCUGUCGGAAAGCUCUCAAGUCGCAUGCCUCAGCUUUUCACAAAGGAUAUUGCUCUUGUGCAGCAGUUUUUUGAGUCUAUGUGUAAGGAGGAGCCGGAUGUUCGCCUUGCCAUUCAGGAAGCUUUGUCAAUGAUGGUUGGAGCGUAUGCCAACCUGCAGGGGGCGCUACUGAAUCUGAUGGAAGCCCUGGUGGCUGCAUAUAUUUCAAAGCCGGAGGUACAAGUUCGCCAGGUGGCCAUGAAGUUUGCCAGCACGGUGUUUGCUCCUGACCACGUGCCAUCAAGGUACCUGCUGCUGCUGGCUGCUGGAGACCCACGAGAGGAAGUGUCUGCAGAGGCCCAAAGGGUGCUGAGGCCUUUUCCCACAAAAAGUUCGGAGAAGGAGGGACCGAAGCCAAUGCCGUCCUUUCCCGACAUGGUUGCCUACAUCCAGGAAAAAGCAGCUCAGAGGAUCAAAACCCCUGCAAAAUAUAUUGUUGGGGCCUCCACAAUUCCUUUUAACCCAUCUGCCUUUGGAGAGAUAAUGUUGUACCUGAGGAUGUGCCUGGCCCACAGUGCUGGCGCCAGGCCCAUGUCUACCCGCUUGUUGGACAUGCAGGACGAUGCUCCAGCCAUCGGUCGCUACAUCCACACCCUGCUCUCAGCUGAACCGCCAAAAGGCCUGGAGGGAAACCCUGUGCAUGUGUACAUGGAUCUACUGCAGCAGCUGCUCUCUGCUGUGGGAGGAAUCCCAGUCAUGUACUGCUUACUGGAAGUGGUGUCUGUGUGUCCAGAAAAACUCGCCCCCAGGUUUGCUGAUAAAAUAGACUGGAUUAAAAGUCUGAUGAACACCAAUAAGGAGGACAUGAGGGAACUUGCCGCCCAGCUGUAUGCUUUGGUGAUUUCCACCAUGACUGGCAACGAGCUGCAGACAGCCGUGCAGAAUCUGGUCAAAAUUACCAAAGACAACCAUAGUCCUGAGACUCAGCAUGGCGCCAUCUUGGCUCUCGGCUACAUGGUGGGAAGGAAUCUGAGCAGAAAGAAAGCCACUGCCUCCUGUGAGUUGACAGAAAACAAGGUGGAAGAGAUGAGCAUCACUUACCAAGAUGAUGACAAGCUAGUUUCCAUGGCUACUAAGACAAUUGGUUCCUUCCUGGACAGCGGCAGUGCCAUGUUGGCCGUAGCAGCCUGCACAGCUCUAGGAGAAAUUGGGCGGAAUGGCACCCUGCUGAUCCCUGCAGAGGGAGACGGCUUCACCAAACUCUCUGUCACAGAAAACCUGCUGGCUCGCAUCACUUCUGGCAAAGAGAGCGUAAAGAUGAAGGAGCGAUCCAUUACAACCUUGGGUUAUCUGCCAGUGGGAGACUCAGACUUUCCACACCAGAAGAAGCUGCUGCAGGGCCUCAUGGAUUCGGUGGAGGCCAAGCAGGUGGAGCUACAGUUCACAGUUGGAGAGGCCAUUACUAGUGCUGCUAUAGGAACCAGUUCUGGAGCCGCUAGAGAUCCGUGGACCUGCACUGAGGACCAGUACAGCCCGCCACACAAUGUUAAAAACAACGAUGUGGUUCGCUGGGUCCUCAACUCCAUCCUGUCCAGAUACAUUCCCAGCCAGAACCCUCAUGUGCGGCAGGCGGCCUGCAUCUGGCUGCUCUCCCUGGUCAAAAAACUCAGCCAGCACAAGGAAAUUACUUCUCAUUUGAAAGAGAUUCAAAUAGCCUUCAUCUCCGUUCUCUCAGAUCCGGAUGAGCUCAGUCAGGAUGUGGCAUCUAAAGGCCUGGGGCUCGUUUAUGAGAUGGGUGGGGAAGCUGAUCAGCAGGAACUGGUGUCUACAUUGGUGGAAACACUCAUGACUGGAAAAAGGGUGAAACAUGCAGUCUCAGAGGAUACCGAGGUGUUUCAGGGGGAGGAUUUGGGAAAAACGCCUGAUGGUCAAAGCUUGUCGACAUACAAGGAGCUCUGCUCACUGGCCAGUGACCUGAACCAACCAGAUCUGGUCUAUAAGUUCAUGAACCUGGCAAACCACCAUGCCAUGUGGAACUCACGCAAGGGAGCAGCUUUUGGUUUCCACAUGAUCGCUACCAAGGCUGGGGAGCAGCUGGCUCCAUUCCUGCCACAGUUAGUGCCUCGUUUGUACCGCUACCAGUUUGACCCAAACCUGAGCAUUCGCCAGGCUAUGACCAGCAUCUGGGAUGCCUUAGUCACCGAUAAAACCCUGGUGGACAAGUACCUGAAGGAAAUCCUGCAGGAUGUCAUCUCUAACCUGACCAACAACACCUGGAGAGUGCGUGAGUCCAGCUGCCUGGCCCUCAACGACUUGAUCCGUGGCCGUCAGGCCGAUGACCUCAUUGAUCACCUGGCAGAGAUGUGGGAGACGUUGUUCAGAGUCCUGGAUGACAUCAAGGAGUCUGUGCGAAAGGCUGCAGACUUAGCAUUGAAAACGCUCAGUAAGGUGUGUGUUCGUAUGUGUGAGUCUACUGGCUCUGCAGCCCAGAAAACUGUGGCCGUGAUGUUACCCACUCUGCUGGAAAAAGGCAUCGUUAGCAACGUCUCCGAGGUUCGCUCUCUCAGUAUUCAGACCCUGGUGAAGAUCAGUAAGACUGCUGGCGCCCGAUUAAAGCCUCACGCUGCUCGGCUGAUUCCAGCUCUGCUGGAAGCCCUCAGCACCCUGGAGCCUCAGGUCCUCAACUACCUCAGCCUCAGAGCCACUGAGCAGGAAAAGAGUGCCAUGGAUGCUGCAAGGCUCAGUGCUGCCAAGUCUUCUCCAAUGAUGGAGACUGUUAACAUGUGUCUGCAGCAUCUGGAUGUUUCUGUGCUGGGAGAGCUGGUUCCCAGACUCUGUGAGCUGCUGAAGAGCGGAGUGGGCCUGGGCACAAAGGGAGGCUGCGCCAGUGUAAUUGUGUCCCUGACGGUACAGUGUCCUCAGGACCUAACCCCAUACUCAGGUAAACUGAUGAGUGCCUUGCUCAAUGGCAUUCAUGACAGAAGCACCGUUGUACAGAAAGCCUUCGCCUUUGCUUUGGGACACCUUGUCAGGUCAGCAAAGGACAGCAGCGUAGAAAAACUACUACUGAAGCUCAGCAACUGGUACUUGGAGAAAGAAGAACCUGUUUACAAGUCCUCGUGUGCGCUAACGGUACAUGCCAUCAGCCACUAUAGUCCAGAUGUGCUGAAGGCCCACGCGGGCGUGGCCCUGCCCCUGGCCUUCCUGGGCAUGCAUCAGGCGCCGGGUCCUGAUGAGGAGAAAGGAGAGAGUCACGAUGCCACCCUGUGGUCGGAGGUGUGGCAGGAGAACGUUCCAGGAAGCUUCGGGGGCAUCAGGCUUUACAUGACAGAGCUGAUCACCAUCACACAGAAAGCCCUGCAGUCUCAGUCCUGGAAGAUGAAGGCUCAGGGUGCAGCUGCCAUGGCAACUGUUGCUAAGGAACAGACGGGAUCAUUGGUGGCACCGCACCUCGGUUUGGUGCUGACAGCCUUGAUGCAGGGACUCUCUGGGCGAACUUGGGCUGGCAAGGAGGAGCUGUUGAAAGCCAUCGGGUCAGUGGUGUCCAAGUGCAGCGCGGAGCUGCAAAAGCCGUGCAGCGGCCAACCCAGCAUCCCAGAGAUCCUGGAUGUCGUGUUUAAAGAAUGCCGCAAGGAGAAUCUGGUUUACAAAAUGGCCGCUCUGCGCUGUGCCGCAGAUGUUCUCCACAGCAGCCAGGAAGACCGCUUCACUGACAUGGCUGAAAUCCUUUUCCCUCUGAUCAAGAAGAGCUGUCCAGAGAGCGGUGGCGCCUCUCCCAGGUCAAUGGAUGAUGAUGAUGAUGAUGAUGAUGACAAAGAUAUGAAAGAUAAGGAGCUGCACACUGAAGCUAUACUCUGUGCUUUUGAGACACUUGGGAAGACCUGGCCCAGAAACCCACAAACUCAAGCAAGUUUCCAGACAGAUUUGUGCACUCUGAUGUGUGGGAAGCUUAAGCUGAGCACAUGGAAGGUGCAGCUGGCUGUUCUUCAGGCCAUGAAGGCGUAUUUUCAGGGCUUGUUGCUGCUUGAGAAGGGUAAUGAAGACAUGAAUGCACUAUCGCAGAUCCUCACUGAGGCCUGCACUGCUCUUACUUAUUCUUUAGAAAAUAAAAGCUACUCCUCUGUGCGGACAGAGGCCUUGUCUGUGGUGGAUCUGAUCGUUAAGAGAACAGGAGAGAGUGAGCAGUGGGACUGCAUGCCUGUGAGGAGCCGGGAGCAGCUGCAGCGCUCCCUGUCGACGCUGCAGUCCGACAGCCGGCCCGAGCUGAGGGACAAGGCGCAGGAGCUGCGCAGACGCAUCCAAAGCCAGCCCUGAGCGAGCGCGGAGAAACUGACCUGCCCAUUAACUUGUUAAUCAGCAACACAAACCAUCCAUUAGCACAUAUCUAUCUGAUUGAACUCCGUAAUACAUCUGUGUUGUUUUAAUUUACUCCAAGAAUCCAUGUAGUCUGUGACGGUGCUCUGGGUGAACAUGUCAGGGUGCAAGGCUCCGACGUUGAUGUGUGAAGUUUGGUAACUGGGCCGUGAGACGAUGAGAAAUGCUUUAUAAGCCAGUGUGUUGACUUUGUGGACACUGUAUAGUUCUAGCCCCAAAAUGGGGAUUUUACUACUGUUGUGAGUUUGUCUUAAUAAUGAAUUUACUUCUCUAAACAUCAGCAAUAGGAAUACUGACAAGACUUCACUGCUGUUAAAUUGUGAAGAAUUGUGUUUUUCAUAAAGUGCUGAAAAUAUGUGCCAGAUGACUGAGAUGUCAGCCUGAUUUAAAGCCUGAAAAUAAGAGUGAGCCUGCUGUUGACUUAAAGUGAUGCUGUGGUUGUUUCAGUUUAUCCUUCAUGAAAUAAAACUUUGGACCACUGA